Messenger RNA from Trematosphaeria pertusa, 978 nucleotides. RefSeq lists its product as uncharacterized. Gene Ontology annotation, molecular function: 8-oxo-dGDP phosphatase activity. The record is from RefSeq and is a predicted model, not a curated record. Lineage: Eukaryota; Fungi; Ascomycota; Dothideomycetes; Pleosporales; Trematosphaeriaceae. The coding region runs from base 1 to 978 and encodes 325 amino acids. The transcript has 2 exons.
AUGGCGCGCCCGAAGACUUAUCUUGAUCUUCUCAAAGCCGUCGAUAGCUUCCCUUACAUCGACAUUGCAAGGACUCCCAAUGAUGAUCACGAAGAAUCUUCUUACUACCAACUACUUUUACCCAGCGAUCCUCGGCCGCAUGGGUAUAUGCUGCCCUCGGUCGUGAAAAAGAUUCCUUGGACAUCCGACUUCGAAGUCAGCCACGACUGCCCUAGGACUGUUCAGGUCCUCGACAAGUCGCAUGGACGAGACACCGCCGCGGCGUGUAACCAGGCUUUCGCCAGCGUGAUCGCCAGAGCCAUUGAGUCCGGAGCGUUCGCAACCCUAGGAAGGCCAUUCCGAGAAGACUACAAGAUUCUCGGCGCGAAGUACCCUUCAGUGCAGUUGCUGCGAGCCGCGGCACCCCUUUUCGGAGUCUGCUGCCGUGGUGCCCAUAUGACUGCGUACGUUCGGACGGACGAGGGCAUGAAGAUCUGGGUUCCGCGGCGAAGUGCCCAUCUCUUCACUUACCCAAGAAUGCUGGAUACCACGGUCGCUGGAGGAGUAAGAGCCGAAGAGUCACCUUUCGAGUGUAUCGUCCAUGAGUCCGACGAGGAGGCCUCUUUGCCCACAGACUUUGUUCGAAAACACGCUCGUGCUUGCAGCGCGACCACGUAUGUGGAGCAGAGGAACUCCGGGUUUGGUGGCGAAUUCGGCCUGAUGGUCCCUGUUUGUUUAUAUCUCUACGACAUCGAGCUGCCCUUCGACAUCGUGCCUACUCCGCGAGACGAUGAGGUUGAGGAGUUCUAUCUAUGGGACGUGGAUCGUGUAAAGAAAGCGUUGGCAAACGAAGAGUUCAAGACCAACUGCGCUGCCGUCAUGAUCGACUUCUUCAUCCGGCAUGGGAUCAUUACCGAUGAGAACGAGAGCGACUAUCUCGAGAUCAUUAGUCGGCUGCACCGAGCUUUACCUGUUCCAACAUCUCCCACGGCCACCUAG